AUGACUACCUUUGUGGCCUCUUUACAUCUUCCAUACACCGUCCAGUUUGACAAUGAGCCUGACGCGCUCAAUUACAAGUCUCCAUUUGGAUCUCCCCAGCAAGCUCGGGAAAGGCCUUCGGAUUCGGCAGCUUCCAAGAGCCCUCCCCGCAUGAAACUUUCAACAGUCCGCGUGGAUCCACCCAGAUUUGAGACGCCAGCUCUGAUCCCCAAUCUUUUGCAAACUCUUGGACGAUCCCUGACUUCCACGAACGAGCCUACCCCUCCAUUGACUCCAACUGCUUCUGGAAGUCCUACAAGUGAGGAACUCUUCUUCAAGCUUGCCCAUUCUGAGAAUGCGCCUCUGGGUUCCCCCAGCGAGCCUUCCUUUACAAGAAAACUCAACCAGCCUAAAUCUCGUCCACGGAGCCCCCCAGGUCCCGCUGAAAUAAGUGAAGAUGCCCAGGGCCCAGGUGACGGAUACUUUGCUCUCCCACCAGCACCUACGCGACACCGCGAGAAACGCCGUUCAUCGGCCUCGGAAAGACCAUUUAAGGGCAAAACUUGGCACAUAGAGAGGACAGACCAAGGAAACGGAGGAUUGAAAAAUGCGGUCGAAGCUGCAAUUGCCAAUGGAACUUUACAUGACAAGACCUGGGUAGGGACUUUGGGUUUCCCUACUGACAGUCUUGAUGAGAGUGUCAAAGUUGCAAUCGAGGGGCGUCUUCGGGAAGAUUGUGACUCAAUUAUAGCUUUCCCCAGCGACAAAGAUUUUGAUGGCCACUACAACCAUUAUUGCAAGGAAAUUCUUUGGCCGGUUUUCCAUUACCAGAUUCCCGACCACCCCAAGAGCAAGGCUUUCCUGGAUCACUCGUGGAAGUAUUUCGAGGCAGUUAACCGUUCCGUUGCCGAUGUCAUUAUCAAAGAUUACAAACGUGGCGACACUGUCUGGGUACAUGAUUAUCAUCUUCUCCUGGUUCCCAUGAUGGUGCGCGAGGCGCUUGGCCCUGACGCUAAAAUCGGAUUCUUCCUUCACGUGGCUUUCCCAUCAUCCGAAAUCUUCCGUUGCCUGGCCCAUCGCAAGCAACUUCUGGAGGGAAUGCUUGGUUCGACGCUUAUAGGAUUUCAAACAGAGGAAUACGCGCGCCAUUUCUUACAGACUUGCAGCAGGCUUCUAUGCUUGGAGGCCAGAAACGACGGCGUUCAGUUGGACAACAGGUUCAUUACAAUCUCCAUCUCGCCAAUUGGUAUUGAUCCAAUCCAACUGGACCAGAAGCGGAAGGAGGAGAAAGUAAUGGAGUGGCUGGAAGCACUCAAGACGAGAUAUGCUGGCAAGAAGCUUCUUGUUGCCAGAGACAAGUUGGAUGGUGUCAGAGGAGUUAGGCAAAAGCUGUUGGCGUUCGAGUUGUUCCUCAAGAAACACCCAGAGUGGGUUGGAAACGUUGUGUUGAUCCAGGUCGCCCUGACAACAACCUCGAUUGUGGAACUUCAGUCCACUGUCAUCGACAUCGUCACCCGUAUUAACUGCGCAUAUGCAACCCUUGAUUACCAGCCCGUUGUGUACUUGCAUCAAGACAUCAGUUACUACCAGUAUCUCGCUCUUCUUACCAUCGCAGAUGCACUUGUUGUUACUAGUCUCCGUGAUGGUAUGAAUCUCACAAGUCAUGAGUACGUUUACUGUCAGGAUCAAACCCAUGGCCCACUUAUUCUCAGUGAAUUCACUGGGAGCGCUUCCAUCUUCAACGGCGCCGAGAUAUCUGUGAAUCCAUGGGACCACAGCAGGUGUGCAUCGGCUUUGUACCAGGCCCUUACGAUGGAUCCGGCUGAGAAAAAGCACCGCUGGGAUAAGCUCUACAGUGCCGUAAUGCAUCACACUGCAUCUUAUUGGCUGACAACGUUUUUGGAUGAGCUGGAGCGUGCAUGGGUCGAGCAGCAACGUUGUGGAUCAACUACAAUUCCGAGGCUGUCAACAAAGUCUCUUGUGGAUGCCUACGAGAAUUCAAAUAAGAGGGUAUUCUUAUUGGAUUAUGAGGGGACGUUGGCAUCUUGGGGAUCCCCAACAAGCAUUAUUCUCACGAGUCCCCAACGUACCCUUGAUGUGUUGCAUGACUUAUUACUGGAUGAGAGGAAUAUCGUUUAUAUUAUGAGCUCCAGAACCCCAGAGGAACUCGAGCGCCUUUUCCACCGAGUCCCAGACAUUGGCCUCAUUGCCGAAAGCGGCUGCUUCAUGCGCAAGUUUAAGAGUGGUCAGUGGACUCGUGUGGCUGACGAGCAACUCCCAUGGAAAAAGUCAGUCAGGGAAAUCCUCGAGUAUUACGUCGAGCGUACACCUGGUACUUUUGUUGAAGAGCGUAACUGCUCAUUUAUUUGGCAUUAUGAAAAAUCCGAAGAUUCAACGCUUGCUGCUCGCCAGGCAGGAGAAUGCUGUAAUCACGUUAAUGAUUCUUGCGAAUCCUAUCGUGUUCAUGCUGUUCCCCUAGGUGGUACUGUUUUGGUAGAAUCUAGGGAUUGGACCAAAGCCACGGCAGCAAAAACCGUCUUAGAACUUACGGCCGAGGGUGGUUCCGCGGUGGACUUUUUGAUGGUUGUCGGAGACGGACGUGAUGAUGAGCCAGUUUUUAGCUGGGCUAACGAUCUGGCGACUGAUGGGGAGGUUAAGAGCGUUACCACAGUAAAAGUGGGGACAAAAAAUACACAAGCCAACGCAACGAUCACAGGUGUCGCAGGUGUAAUUGCUGCCUUGCAGAAACUGGCUACCAUAAUCCCGAACUAG
Molecule: messenger RNA, 2751 nt
Organism: Morchella sextelata
Lineage: Eukaryota; Fungi; Ascomycota; Pezizomycetes; Pezizales; Morchellaceae
Exons: 6
Coding region: 1-2751 (916 amino acids)
Biological process (GO): trehalose biosynthetic process
Cellular component (GO): alpha,alpha-trehalose-phosphate synthase complex (UDP-forming); cytosol
Molecular function (GO): catalytic activity
Source: RefSeq, a predicted model, not a curated record